Angiostrongylus costaricensis is the source of this 417-nucleotide messenger RNA. The record is from the annotation of a GenBank genome assembly. NCBI's taxonomy places the organism in Eukaryota, Metazoa, Nematoda, Chromadorea, Rhabditida, Metastrongylidae.
GCUCCUCAUGUUUCACCGGUUCAUAUACAAGAUGCUGGUCCUUACGAUCGUACACGGUUCGAUCUCGUCGAGCAAUUUCAUCCUCUUCAAACUGCUUCGGUAGCUAAAGAAUAUUUGCAAGAACUAAGACGUCGAAUUGAGGGCGUGAAGUCCUUUCUAAGCGAGCCCAUGCUGGCUUUUUCACUUUCAGGCCUCGCUUUCGGUGACUGGAGUACAUGGAGCACCUGGACCCCAUGUGUAGGCGGCGAGCGAAGUCGUGUUCGUUCGUGCAGUGCGAAAAUACCAGCACUUCGAAUCGUCUGUCACGGAGAAGCUAAAGAGGUUCGGAAAUGCUUUUCUACCCAAGAUCAACAAGUGCCGGUCGCAAACGAUCCAUGGACAAUUGAGCGUGAGAUUACCGGCGAUUUCAAGUCGUAG